UCUUAUUCUGCUAUCUUGUGCGAUUGUUCAACGUCAACACCGUGCUUUCUGCUACCGAAACGACCUAGAUGACCUCGCCGAACGGCCUCAUAUGCUUCACUAACUGCUUGAUCCCACUAGAGGAUGGGAGCCUCGUCAAGAAAGACUUGUGGAUCGACGAGCGCCGAGGUGUGGUCCUGGAUUCCCAGCACACAUUUUAUCACAGGAAAGAGAGGCCACAAAGGAUGAUAGAUCUCGGCGGCAACAUCAUAAGCCCUGGCUUCUUGGAUAUCCAGAUCAACGGGGCGUACGGCUUCGACUUCUCAGUGUAUGAAGGUGACGACGAGGCGUACAGACGAGGGAUGCGAACUGUUUCUGAGAACAUCGUAGAAACAGGCGUCACAUCUUUAGUACCAACAGUCAUCACACAAGAAAGAUCCCUUUAUCCAAUUCUCCUGAACCUCCUUCGACCCUUUCACUCAUCCAAUGGAGCAACACUUCUCGGGUGGCAUGCAGAGGGCCCCUUCCUUCACAUGGCCAAGCGGGGUGCACAUGCCCCACCAUUCCUUCUCACCGCGCCCAAGGGUGUCUCUACUUUCGAAGACGUCUAUGGUGUGCCGAAUAUCUCCCAUACAGAGGACUGGCUCAUGGACGGCGGUGUCGGUGUGCGCAUCAUCACGGGCGCGCCCGAGAUUGAGGGCGUCAUGGACGCCAUCAAGGACUUGACGGCGCGGGGUAUCGUCUUUUCUAUCGGACACAGCAUUGCGACGACAGACAUUGCGACGGCAGCCGUACGACGCGGCGCGCGUCUCAUCACGCACCUCUUCAAUGCCAUGCCGCAGCUGCACCACCGCGAUCCGUCCAUCAUCGGGCUCCUCGAUAUGACGUUUGAGCGGCCGUUCUACGAGAUGAUCGUUGACGGGAUCCACUCGCACCCCAAUUCCGUCCGGCUUGCGUAUAACGUAUUCCCGGAAGGUUGUAUUUUGAUCACAGACGCGAUGAAGAUACUCGACCCACACCUGCGCGACGGCGUACAUGAAUGGCGCGACGGCAAACGGUUUGUCAAAGAAGGCGACCGGCUUUAUCUCGAGGGCACGGACACCCUCGCCGGCAGGCAAGCCCAAGUCAUCGUCUCACGGUCUUUCAUCACGGCUGCUUACCCGCAUGUACGCAGCGUUGUAACACUAGACAAAUGUGUACGCAACUUUGCCCGUUUCACGGGUUGCUCCCUCGGCGAAGCGCUCAAGUGCGUGACGCUGAACCCGGCACGGUGCCUUGGCAUCGAGAACAAGAAGGGCACGCUCCGCCCCGGGGCGGAUGCAGACCUCGUCGUGCUCGACAGAAUGGGUAAUGUUUUGAGCACAUGGGUCGGCGGGCGGGAGGUGUGGGCGCGCAGCUCAGAUUAGCUGGUGAAGCGUGAAAUCGAGAACUAUUAGGUGAACAAGUCUUUAGAGUUUUUGCCAUGUAUGUAAGAAUUGCGCGUUAGGGGCGUUGCCGUUGUACGUACUGAAGCGGUAAGAAAUGAGAAUUGGCACUCAUUCUGUU
This is a messenger RNA of Heterobasidion irregulare TC 32-1, 1524 nucleotides long. Its product is annotated as carbohydrate esterase family 9 protein. Gene Ontology annotation, biological process: N-acetylglucosamine catabolic process. The record is from RefSeq and is a predicted model, not a curated record. Bases 69 to 1385 code for a protein of 438 amino acids. Gene Ontology annotation, molecular function: N-acetylglucosamine-6-phosphate deacetylase activity. The transcript is spliced from 9 exons. Lineage: Eukaryota; Fungi; Basidiomycota; Agaricomycetes; Russulales; Bondarzewiaceae.